Molecule: messenger RNA, 2969 nt
Organism: Pseudophryne corroboree (corroboree frog)
Lineage: Eukaryota; Metazoa; Chordata; Amphibia; Anura; Myobatrachidae
Gene: ENTPD6
Product: ectonucleoside triphosphate diphosphohydrolase 6
Exons: 14
Coding region: 97-1485 (462 amino acids)
Cellular component (GO): Golgi apparatus
Molecular function (GO): hydrolase activity
Source: RefSeq, a predicted model, not a curated record
UACGGCACCAAGUGGAGACGCCGCGUCCGGCGAUUGAUGCAAUGAAAGACACUCCCCCGUGGCAGCGCCACUCCCCGUGAACGUCAGUAGCUAGUGAUGUGGAGGCAUCUGUUGCCGGAUCUGCCGGCUGGGGGGGCACCCGGCACUCAGACUGUGUACGACAAGUCUUAUGAAAUAUCAACCAUGAAGAUCUCAAAGCUGCCAUUCAUCUUAGUGACUGUAUUGGGCAUUACACUCUUCAUCAGCUACGUCAGAUGGAAACCUAGCACUCCUGUGACAAUGGCGAAAUCUCUUCCUCACCUGCAGCUUGAACAUGGGAGAGAAACUGUUCCUAAUGUAAUUCUUUAUGGAAUAAUGUUUGAUGCUGGGAGCACUGGUACCCGACUACAUGUAUAUAAAUUCAAGAAAAUAUCCUCUGGUCCCCUGCACCUGGAGAAUGAAAUAUUUAAGGCUAUAAAGCCAGGACUGUCUGCAUAUGCUGAUGAUCCAGAGAAGUGUGCUGCAGGGAUAAAGGAAUUGCUUGAUAUUGCACAAGAAGAAAUACCUGAUCGCCUAUGGAGGUCUACUCCACUGGUCCUUAAAGCCACAGCUGGGUUACGUCUGUUAUCGGGAGAGAAGGCACAGAAGCUACUAGACACGGUAACAGACCUUUUUCAAUCAUCUCCUUUUCUUGUUGGAAAAGAUAGCGUUUCUAUUAUGAACGGUACUGAUGAAGGGAUAUUUGCUUGGAUUACGGUAAACGUUUUAACUGGGAGUAUAACACAUGCUUCUGAAAAGCUGUCUGGAAUGCUGGAUCUUGGUGGUGGGUCAACACAAAUCACCUUCUAUCCUUAUGAUAAGAAUACUUUUCCCAGUGCACCAGCGGGAUACAUCACCAACUUUGAUCUGUUUAACAACACAUACCACCUAUAUUCACACAGUUACCUUGGACUAGGUUUAAUGUCAGCAAGACUGCAAAUUAUGGGUGGAGAAGAAGGAAAGCCUUUGCAGCCAGGCGGAGAGUUGGUGACGCCUUGUAUAACACCCGGCUUUAUUACGGAGUUUAAACAAGCAGGAAUAUCUUACAAGGUGAAAGGACUGAACUAUGUAACUUCUAUGUAUGAAUCCUGUUAUAGAAGAGUAUCUAAGAUGCUGAGUGGCAAAGUAAGCCAUGCCAAAGAGGUUUCCAGCCUGUUCUUUUAUGCCUUUUCCUAUUACUUUGAUCGGGCUGAGGAUGCACGUUUGAUAGAUCCCAGUGUUGGCGGCUUUAUAAAGGUUGCAGACUUUGAAAUGGCAGCAAGGAAAGAAUGUAUGGCCAUAGAAAAGAAAGCGGGCGAGAAUGCAUUCCUCUGUAUGGAUUUGACUUAUAUAACACGUCUUCUUAAGGAGAUGGGUUUUCCAAAAGACAAACGACUUAAGCUUGUUAAGAAAAUAAAUGACGUUGAGACCAGCUGGGCCCUUGGAGCAACGUUUUAUUACAUGGAUUUAAUGAAAAGUAACACCUAGAACUAGGAGAUUAAAAAAAAUAUGAAGAUGAUUUUUGGGGGAAAAACUACUUGACCUGUUUCUGAUUAGCAUUUUCAGAGACUUUGCCAUAAUUUGUGCCAUGUUUACACAGGGAUGGGUUUGUUAUAUAUUUUAGGGUGAUCUGCAUAGUAGAAUAACACAGCCACUUUACAAAUAACUGUGAUCUAUUUGCCUUGGGGAGUCAUUUUACAGCCAUAGUUUUUCUUUAUUUGUAUAUUUAAAUCUAGUUGCACUAUUAUUUAAGCAAGCUCAAAAUGGAACUUUAAAUAUUUAUCUCCUAGUUAUUUUUCAUAUCCUUUCACUAUUGAUGCCUCAAUUCCCCUAUUCUUUUCAUGCAGUAUCAUCUCUUAUUAUUGUGAAUAUUCUGCAGUGUGAAGGAACAACCAUUUGUCCAGAUUUAAUGUGGAGGCAGGCCAUUAUGUGGUCUAUAGCAGUAUUCAGCCAAUCAAAUUGCUAGGAGCUAGUGACAUCACUGAGUUGUGAAGCUCACUACCUUAUGGCAGAGUGAUAUCACUAUUACCCAGUGAAUUCUUAGUCUGUCUUCUCAUCAAUAAAAAGCUUUAUUUAAAUUUUUUUUUAUUUUUUUAUUGGGUGUACUGAUCACUGAACUGCCAGUUCUCAGCCAACCCACUUUGGCCAACAAUGUGUGUGGCUAAAAUGGGAGAUGAAUCAAUUAAAUACAAUAUUUUCACUGUAAAAAAAAAAAAUGGGAUAAGAUGGUGAAUUUGAUCAAUAAUGUUCAGAGGAAUUUUACUCCUCCAGAAAGGAUCAGCUAUAACUGUUGUAAUGUUAUAAUCGAAGUUGAACAAUCCUAAAAAAUUGUGUAUGAAGUGUGUGUUUUUAGAAGGGUUUAUACUGUAUAACAGGAAAGCAUGGGUUUGCAUUAAUAUGCUACUGGAUAUGGUGCGUCCACUCACUCCCUCCCCCCUCCCCACCCAUAUAACAGUAUUUGAUCUGAAGUCUAAUGCUGGUGGUAUGGCAACUUUGACCACCUCCUACCUCAUAUAACUUUGACUGUAUACUUACUGCAAAUUAAACUAGUGAAUAUAUAUAAAUUUUUUAAAUAAAUGUUCUAUUUUGUGCCACCUGGGAGCAGCCACAUACUGUAAGGCACUGAACAUCUGCAAAGGAAACCUCACAUCCUCUCAAAAUGCAGCACUGGCUACAUACUACAGACUGUGGCAAAGUAAAGUUAUCGCUAUAACUAACGUAGAUUGACCCAGGUGAGUAAAUAGCCAUGUAAUAUGUCCUGUAACUUGCCUCUACCUCCAGCAUGCUGCAACUGCCCUUCCUGGUGCUGACCUCUUCUGAGGUGACCCUGUGACUAAUUAAAUGUUUUGUUAACUGGUUUAAGGCAAAAAUAGGUUUGUGAUCUGUUAUUAUUUCAUUGUAAAUGUGUACUAAUAAAAUCACAUUGUGUAGAUAUUUCACUGUUAUAUUUAAUAAAACUACUUUUUGCAGUA